UCCUCACUUUUAUUCACAUCUCCGUUCCUAACAGCACCGAAAAAUUCCUUCAAAAUGGCGUCACGCUUCUUCGUUGCUCCUCUUUUCUUAUUCUGCUUUGUAGGACAUGCUUUUGGAGGCGUUUUAUUCUCUUCUCUUCCUCCAACUCUUCUCGUCCAGGCAUCACCCAAACAAGGCACAGUGUUGAACGCCGGUAAAGACGUCCUAACGGUUCAAUGGGGACUGAAUGGAACCCAGCAAGGAGGGUUGGACAGCAAGUACGAGAAGGUGAAGAUCACGCUGUGCUAUGCACCCAUCAGCCAAGAGGACCGGGCAUGGAGAAAGACCGUGGACGACUUGAGCAAGGAUAAAACCUGCCAAUUUGAAAUUGUGGUUAGGCCUUACUCCGGGAAUAAGAAAGAGGAGAGCUUUGAUUGGACGAUCGAGAGAGAUGUGCCCACUGCUACUUAUUUUGUCAGAGCCUACGCGCUGGACUCUGCUGGAAAGCAGGUGGCGUAUGGCCAGACUACUGAUAGCCACAAGACAACCAAUCUUUUUGGCAUCGAAGGAAUAACAGGCCGACAUGUGUCACUUGAUAUUGCCGCUGCUUGUUUUUCUGCUUUUUCAGUGGUCUCGCUUUUUGGAUUCUUCCUCGUAGAGAAGAGGAAGGCCAAGAAGACCACGGGCAAGUGAGAGAGGCGUCGUGUUUUGUGAGGAUUGGGAUUGCAGGUACUUAACGAUGGCAGAUUGCUACUAAAGAAGUGACAUGGCACCUGUUUGGUUGAUGGUUUUAUAUUGCAUUAGGUGGUAUGGUAUUCUAAAUUUCAUGUUUUAAACCCUCGGCAGUGUGAGGAAAACCCAUGAAGUGACAUUUCUUUUUUUGUUUU
Molecule: messenger RNA, 866 nt
Organism: Magnolia sinica
Lineage: Eukaryota; Viridiplantae; Streptophyta; Magnoliopsida; Magnoliales; Magnoliaceae
Product: high-affinity nitrate transporter-activating protein 2.1-like
Exons: 2
Coding region: 55-672 (205 amino acids)
Biological process (GO): response to nitrate; nitrate transmembrane transport
Cellular component (GO): plasma membrane
Molecular function (GO): nitrate transmembrane transporter activity
Source: RefSeq, a predicted model, not a curated record